This is a messenger RNA of Hevea brasiliensis (rubber tree), 1037 nucleotides long. RefSeq lists its product as uncharacterized. The coding region runs from base 124 to 684 and encodes 186 amino acids. The record is from RefSeq and is a predicted model, not a curated record. The transcript is spliced from 3 exons. Lineage: Eukaryota; Viridiplantae; Streptophyta; Magnoliopsida; Malpighiales; Euphorbiaceae.
CCUUCUCUUGAGUCUUCGCAGCAAAUUCGAGCUCCUUGGCCUAGCACAAACCCUGUUGCCAACAUUGUAUCCUCAGUUCAAGUCUGGCCACCAAGCAUACUAUUUCCCUUUAGAACUGUUCCUAUGGCUUGCUUCAAGACCCUGGCACUGGCAGUCCUGGCUCUUGCCCUUGUUCUCUGUGCGCGAGGCACUCUAGGAGAAAUAAUAUGUGAGCAUCUCGACCAAGAGACAUGUUCUUACGCAAUAUCAUCCACCGGCAAGCGCUGUGUGCUCGAGAAGCACGUCAAAAGAAGCGGAGAAGAAUCAUACACUUGCCGUACAUCUGAAAUUGAAGCCGAUAGAUUAAGGAACUGGAUCGAAACUGACCAAUGCAUAAAAGCAUGUGGUCUCGAUAGAAAAUCACUGGGAAUCUCAUCAGAUUCUCUCCUUGAGUCUCGCUUCACACAGCAGCUCUGCUCUCCUCAGUGCUACGAUAGCUGCCCCAACAUCGUUGAUCUUUACUUCAAUCUCGCCGCUGGAGAAGGUGUAUUUCUUCCAAAGCUUUGUGAGUCCGCACAAGAGGGAAAUGCUCGUAGAGGAUUGAUGGCUGAUAUCCGGAGCUCUGGUUUUGUUGCACCAGGACCAGUUCAUCCAGUGAAGUACACGAUCGCCCCAAUAGUCUCCCCAUCACUGGCACCCUGUUAAUCAAUUUCAUGGCAAUGAAAACGCAAAGAAUCAGAACGGAGGUGUGAAUUUAUAUAUUAAGCAUAUAAUAAUAAUGAUAAUAACGAAGUAGCACGAAGAUUUUAGUAGCCAGCCGACUAGAUUGCUCCAUCAGGGUAUAGAGUGUCCGCCUGGUUCUGUUAUUUAAAAAAACAAGAUGUUACGUCGGAAUAUUAUUUUAGACGUGUUCUCCUAGUGUUAAUUAUAUGUUUAUAUAUGUGUUGCCAUAGUCAGCUUCUUCUUUUUGAAGCAGUAUAGAUAUCCUGGAGUCAUGUAAUAAACGUUUUGUAUUCAUAAUUUCAUUUUCCAAAUAAAUUCUGUGUGGUGAUUUCGUA